Ramularia collo-cygni is the source of this 2388-nucleotide messenger RNA. RefSeq lists its product as uncharacterized. The record is from RefSeq and is a predicted model, not a curated record. NCBI's taxonomy places the organism in Eukaryota, Fungi, Ascomycota, Dothideomycetes, Mycosphaerellales, Mycosphaerellaceae. The transcript has a single exon. The coding region runs from base 1 to 2388 and encodes 795 amino acids. Gene Ontology annotation, biological process: regulation of DNA-templated transcription. Gene Ontology annotation, molecular function: DNA-binding transcription factor activity; sequence-specific DNA binding.
AUGGUGGCUCUUAAACGAAGCACCACUCCAGCUUCAAGUCCCGUCCCCGGGAAAUCUGCUCAGAAGAAGCAGCGACCGUCAGACCCCAGUGCAAAUCAAUUGGGUGGGACCGUCGACAAGCCUUCCGGCAUAGAAGAGCAAGAUUCCAACGAUCGCUCUACCCCUUCGAGCACUGCGCUGCGGAAGAGUACUGUAGGCCGCGAUUCAACGAGUGUCUGGAACGAUCGACUGGACCCCAUCGACCAUCUCGAUGAGGCUCACAUGCUUGUUGACGAAAGCUUUGCGACCGCGUCUGGGAAGGCCACUCCAAAGCCAGCUGGGACGCUGAAGAUCGUCAAACAUAAGAUCUCGGUUCCCGGUCUCGAGCACCAGAACCAGCGCCAUGAUGUUGCGGGGUCUGUUCCAGCCGCCGAACAUACUAAAAUGAAUGCCGUUUCAGCGCCUGGACCCCCGAUAGACAAUCCCCAUACUCGCUUAGGAGUAGUCGGACAGAAGUUGCAGAACGAUGCAAAGGCGGAGGACGCACGAGCCAAAGUUUCGGCCUCGCCUUUCAAUGACUUUCGAUCCGCAGGAGGCAAGAAAGCAAAGAAGACGCCAUUGCCCAAAACAAGCAAGUGCACUGCUUGCAACCAGCAUUCGGUUCCUUUCAAUCCACUUGGUAGGACAAUCUGUCAGAAAUGCAAGGACGCAGAGACAAAGAUGCUUGAACCUUCGGAGCCAACAGUUGCGGCGCCGCCAUGCUCACCUAUGCUAGGGCACGAUCAUGUAGAAAAUGACCCUGAUGUAGCUGGCGAUGUCGAAGCUGUCCUGCCGCAUGAUAAGCAAGUCCGGGAUGCCACAGCAGGUGGGGCUAAUGGUCAUGCAGGAGAGACAGUUCGCCCAGACUCAGCAGUACAAGCAGGUGUUGCGCCCACGGAAGUUGCUCCAAACAACAUAAUGCCGAGAGGCUCGCCGGUUGGRGGAAAAGUGCCCGUCGCGGAACCCCCGACUGCUGAGCCGCAGCCAGGGGCAGAGGGAGAUCAAGAGCCUUCAGCGAACGAGAAGGGGUCCUCGGACAGUACGGAUGAGGAAGACGUGCCGCUUUCAACCUUGUCAUUAAAACGUGCCUUGAAUCCCAAGCUAUCCCCUGCUGCUGCAAAGAGAACUAGGACUCGUCAGACCCGACCAGCGAGAGGACCAUACGACCUUGGAGACUCCUUCGAGCGUCCCGCGAAUACUUAUCGACGUCUCAUCCAGCUUGCGAUCUCAGAUACUCCUGAUGGCCGGCUAAGGGCUGCUGAGGUCACGAAGUGGAUUAGCAGCAACGUCCCUGGCUAUAAACUCGGGCAGGGAAGCUGGGCUAAUGCUAUAAUGGCGACUAUGAUAUUUGRAGCAGACAACAUCAGCAAAAAGCACGGAGCGCCGUAUCUCAAGCGGUGCGGACCUGGUGGCGGUAUGGAUUGGUACGAACUGUUGCCCGAAUUGAAGGAAAAGGUGGAACGCUGGGACGCUGCGCUAUCCCGGCCAAUUCUAAGACCCGUGAGGGAAGUAGAAGAGACGACCACAAAACCUUGUGAAGCAUCUACAGUUGAGGUGGAGCCUCUAACGCGAUCUGCACACAAAUCAGCGCAAUCGCCGCGGUCGACUGGCCAAGUCAAGACAAUCGCACAUACCAGAAAACAGAGCGACAAGUGGCCCGCCCAGAAAAGCCCUCCACAUGAGCUGAUGGAGGUUGAUAGCGAACUUGUUGUCGAUCAAGCUUCAUCGCCCGAACAACCCUUGGCACAAGUGGCUGCGAAAAGACAAGCUGUGACCGAGCUGGUCGACAUCUCUGAUGUUUCCAUGGAGGGAUUGAAUCAAACAUCUCCAGUUGCAAACGGAGCAGGAAUUGUCGACACGCUCGCCGGGACAACGCCAAUAAGGGAACGGGCACCCAUGGACGGGAGAUUUGUUCAGACUUUYGCAACCACCAAGAAAGCUUCUCGAUCCAUACACGAUAUGACCUUGGAGCAAGUUCUCGCCUGCCGUCCACCGGCUGUGUACACAGAGCUCUACAAAGCCUGGCCAUCACUUGAUCCCCCCAAAACGGAAUUUGACUACGAAGCAAAGAUGGCGGAGAUUAGAGCUCGUCCCGGACGAAAAGAGCGGUUUGGCCAGAAGAGACCAGUUGAUGCUGAGAAGGUCUUGUCUGUUGUCGGUCCAUCGGAAGAGCCACCCUGRCCACCGAUCGAUAACUCUUUCGGGCUCACCCAGGCUCAAUUCGGUGACGAGCAGGGCCUUGAGCAUUGCGAGACUUGGGAUGAGUUCUUCGGGACGACUGAGCAGGUCAAGCCGUGUAUUGUGGAGGGCAAGUUGGCGUACCGUCCAGUCGGGGAGAAGUCGAGGGCAGUUUUCAAGACAUCGAUCUGA